AUGGCGGCACCUCGUCCUCUGAAAAGACCACGCUUGGGGCAGCCUGAUGUCUAUCCACAAGACAGUAAACAGCGAGAGGUACAAUUAAAUCGAAAUUUAAACGCUAGAACUUCAUUUUUGUAGACAACUUAAAUAUAUUUCUUCGACAGGACGAGCUCACCGAAGAAAAUGUCAAAAAGGGAUUUAGCUACCAACCGCUUCCAUUUAGCUCGGGGACAAAUGAGGUUGGUAUGAUUUGACACUUUGUCGUCACAUAUGAAGUUGAUCGCUUCAUAGAUGCAAACUUGAAUGUAUAUUUUCCUUUUUCAGUAUGGAUCAGCAAAGGAUAUCAUGUCUAAUGUGCCGCUGUCAAAGGUAUUGUAGGUGCUCGUUGAAUUAAAGACCUCGCAAAUUGCGGUCUUCUCUUUACGAUAGAUAGUGGCUUCGCAGUUUUAUGUAAAGGUAUUUAAUCGAUUUGUCACUGAUAAAAAGAACUGAUUUGUUUUUCACUUUGUAUUCGGAUGGAUGAUAAUGAUACAAGGCUGUCUUAACCAUAUCAAGUUACAUUUUCUAGUCCCAUUUUGUGCAUUGAUGUCGUCGUUCUAAUUUAUUUUUUGCUCACCUAUUUUUAUUCCUGUAUUAUUUUUCAAUUAUGGAGAUUAUCUUAAAAAUCAAAGAAAAAAGAUUUAAAAUGAAGAGAAAAAUUUUAACCCUGAGGUAUUAACUCUGUAUGUUGAACUACUGUUGUACAUUAAUCCCUUUAACUCCCAUGAGUGACCAAGACAGAAUUUCUCCUUACAAUAUUAAUACAAUGUCAACCAGAUAAGUGAUAAGAAUAAAACAAAAUAUCAAUUUGGGGAUAAUAAGUUGAUUCAAUACUAAAUUCUCUGAACUAAAAUUAUAAGAAUUUUAUGGUUGACAUUUAGGAGAAUUACAAAUUUGAUCUGGGAGUUAAAGGGUUAAGGUAUUUUGUAGAUAUUCUCAUCAGCCCUUUUACCCACAUUAGGUCUCCAUAUCCAUUCCUGUAACCAUGUGGUCUACAUUUAUUUUCAUUUCAGCUUUGAGAAAUUGGCUUUAAAUCUGUAACUGUCCCUUGCUGAAAUUUCCUUUUUUUAUUCUCAUCACUUUUUGCUUGAAAAUUGUUUUGGUACUGAAAGGAGAAAUUUUGUUUUGGUCACUUCAUGAAGUGAAUGAAGGGUCAAUAAAGGAAAAAAGCCAUCAGUUUCCCCCUGUUCCCCCUCCCUUGAAGGAUUCAGAUCUCAGACCUUUAAAUCAGAGCUCAACCUACUUAGCAAGUAGUUUCAUGUAUUAGAUGCAGCUAUGGUGAUUGUGGUGCAUACUGCUAAGAUCUGGAGUGUUAAUUUUUUUUUUGAUAUUUUAAAUAAAAUUUAGGGGUAAUGGUAGAUUUUGUGAGAAAUAUAUCUCUCCUUGUUUGACAAGUGAGUACAAAAUUUACCAUAUUUCUACAAUAUCUUAAAAUUGUGAAAUUGCCCCUUUAAUAAACUUUUGGAUCAUGUGUGCUAAUUAAGGAACAGAGUGCUCAUUUGGCAUAGAAAUUGUAAAAUUCUCAGGCUACAGCACAGAAUUCUCUGCUUCUAUUUAAAUGGCCUGUGCUUAUCUUUAUUCAGAAAUACUAUUUCAUACAUACAGCACUAUCCAAUAUUUCUUUAACUCAAGAAAUUCUUUAAUUUAUUGUUACACUGUAAAGUGAUGCAAUGUUUGUUGUUUUUCCCCAUAGUUUGCCCAAAGUUUCAAUGCCAUAUUAGUAGAAAAACAGAAACAGAAUACCUUCACAUCCCAAGAUGGAAGCAAGAGAAAAGCACAGCCAGUCAAAGAUAACUUUUUGCCUGUGAGUGAACACUCUUUUAACCUUUGAUGGUGUGGCAGUCUCCCUAAAUGAUUCAAUCACCUGUUACCACAACUGUAGUUGUGAAUGAGGUAGUAGCCCAUUGGACUCCAAUUGUAAUAAGCAAUUACAUGUACUUAAAUUGCAGUCUACCUUUGAGGAUGGUUUCUGUAGUUUAGAAAGUUUGCAACUGAACCUGAGUAAAGCUCUAAAACAUAUUUUUAGGUACACAUCACUGCUCGCUCAAGGCCAUUUAUCUCAUCAUGGUUUCAAGAUCUGGCUGGGAACAAACCGCUGACAGUUUUAGCAAAGAAGGUACAAUGUACAGUGUGUAUAUUUUUUAUUUGACAGUACUUGAUUAUAAAGGUAUUAAAUUUAUGCACAGUGUACAGUACGUAGACCAUGUAUUAUACAUGUGCAUUUAUUGAGGAGAAAAUCUCCAUAAAUUAAAACCAAUUGCUAAAGACCAAAUUCUUAUUUACUGAUUUAAUAUUAUCUCUAUGGGAAUCAAUGGUAAAUUAAAAAUAGUUGGGAGCAAAAUCUUGACAAAAUUUAUACAGAUGAUAAAUGUAGCUGUACACAUAGUGAACAGGUAAUGUGAAGUGUAAACUGUAGCCUUAAAACUAUUGUCUUCAGGGCAGGGAUUUACAUGUGAUGUAAAAUAUGGACUAAGUCUCACAAACUGGGUAUGAAACACAAACAAAGGUGUAAAGUUCAGACUAUGAUUCACAAAGGUGCAAUUUACUUUCAAAGUGAAGUUUUUCUGGUUAUUCAGCUAUUAUUUUUACCUUAUCAUGAUAAUAAUACUAAUAAUAAUGCUACUACUAAUAGCAAUGCUAAUAGUAAUACUAAUGAUAAUAAUAAUAAUAAUAAUAAUAAUAAUAAUAAUAAUAACAAUAAUAAUAAUAACAAUGUAAUUAAUAAUAAAAUUGUUAGAGCAGACCUCCAUCUCUCUAGGUGGUUUUAUAAAAAUAAUUUAGUACAUUGGGAGUUCUUUUAGCUUUUAGGAGUUUCAAGCUUUUUCAAAACUGUUCCCUGAAACAACUGCAACAGUUGUUCAAGAACUUACUUACAUGUAUCAGCCUAAAUGGAGAAGUUAACCGCCCACUGUGCUCAGAACCUUUCAUUGAGAUAAUUGUCCUUUUCAGGUACCAAUUUUCAACAAGAAAGAAGAAAUCUUUAGCAGUCUGUGUGAUCACUCCAUUCCAAUGUUAAGGGCAGCCUGGUUCAUCAAGAUAUCAUCAGCUUACAACACAGGCAUCAACGAGUCCAAAGGCAAAAAGAGAAUCAUGGCAGACCCAGCUCAAGGUGUGUUCAUAAGUACAUAUAUAUGACUUAAAAUUUGUUGAAGAGGUAAUUUUGCUAAGUAAGCAACAAAGAAAUGCUAAUUAAUGUUCAAUGGUCAGUGAUAAUAAGUUUGAGUGUGCAUUAAAAGCAGCAUUUCCAAGUAUUUUUAGCUCAAUGUGGGUAAUUCUUGUGGAGCUUCGGGAAAGGGGAGAAGGGGGCUUGGGUGAGGUUUAUUUGCCUUUUGUAACAAAGUGCAGUUAUUAUUAGAUGCAGGAGAUCUCUACUGAGCUUUAAGAAAGAUUCCUACAGUAGUAUUUCCAUUUAGUCAAUACAGAAGAUAUAGUUAGUUCUACAUCAAUAGUAACAGGGACUGGUAAAACUGAAUACAUGUUGAAAGUUUUAUCAAUAAUUAUAAUACCUAUCACAAACACCCUAAGUGGUUCUCUCUUUUGCACUCUUUCCCUUUGUCACUACAGUGGGAAUGGUGACUGGAUGUUUUCAUGCUGCAGCUUAUAGCGAUUAUGUUGCAUUGUUUGCACUAUUUGGACCUUGGGAAUGAAAAGGUCAAUGUACUGUACUGUACGUGCAGUUGGGAUGGUUAGAUCUUGAAUUGUGAAUGCAAGCUUUACUGCUUGCCUUAAUUGGUGUAAAGAUCAUGCUUAACCUUUAAACUGCCAAGAUCUGAUUGUCAAUUCUCCCCUCUAGCUGCUACACAUUUCCUUGUAUAUUAGUUACAAGUAUUUGGUGUAAGAUCAAGAAAAUAACUUCUACUGUACUUUACUUGAUAAGUUUGACCAUUUUCAGUACCUGUUUGCUGGAUAAUGUAUUCUUUAACCCCAUUGUCAUCUUGCAUCUUUUCAGAAUGGACUCAUGCUUUGACAAAAUUCUUGAAAGACCAGCUGAGCAAGAUUGCAGAUUUUUAUCAAAGCCACUUUGCAGGCAUAACUUCUUCCCAACACCAGCAGAGAAUGACACCUGAAGUAGAACAAGCACUAAAGCAGUGGAACUACACUGUGCGACUUUCACACUGGCUUUAUGAGGUGAGAAACUUGACUUACAACUAUCUAUAUUUUCAUGUAUGGGUAGGUGUAUGUACUUGUUUUAUUGGAAAACAAAAACAAUGAGCCAGACUUAUGACUUCAGGCUCCCUCACAAGUGAAACAGGAUGAAUGAUUUAGACCACUAAUUGAGCUAUUGUAGAGGGUAAUCUAUACACAAGAACAUGUACCAUUUACUUUAAAGAAGAAGUUCAUGUAAUUUUUGCUAACUGACUUUGAAGUUUAUGAUACAGUGCAUGACAGUUUCUUUUUUUAAUUGCAAUCCUUACAGCAGAAAAUCAGCAUUAGCUGUUGUAAAUUGAAAUAGAUUAUUUCUCACCUUUACACUAUUACCAGCACCCAACUAAUAUGGCCUAACUAGAAUCUGGGAGGCACAGGUUUGAAUCAUGACAAUGCCUGAACUUUUGAAGUCUUCUUUUCUGCAAUUGCUACAAUUGCAGAAUCAUUUAACCCUUUAACUCCCAAGAUCUGAUUGUUAAUUUUCCCCUCUACCUGUUACACAUUUCCUUUUAAAUAAGUUAUGAGAAUUUGGUGUCAAAGCAAGAUAAUAACUUUGUUCUGAUAAGCUUGAAUAAACUCAUGACCUUCUGAAUAAUCUUAGGUUAUUAUGGGGAGAAGUUACCUGUUAAUGACUUCUGGGAGUUAAAGUAUUAAUUUGUUUGCUUGAUUUUCAUGAGCAGAUCAACUGAAAUUUAUGUCAUUGUUAGUGAAACACUAAUACUGUUGUUUUGCCAAUUUUUAGGAGAGUCUUCUUGACAGACAGGAAUUUCUUCAGUGGCUGUUGGAUUUGUUGGACAAAAGCAAGAAUGCAGAUGACUUGUUGCUAAAAUACCUUAUUCCUCUUUUACUAAGGGUACAGUUUGGUUUCUGUUUUGUUCUAACAGCUCAUUUUUUGCACACACAACUUUCAGGGAGUUUCCCCAUUACAUAGAGGUUUUUAACCAGUCUUUUGUAAAGUCCACUGAUUCAAUUUUUGACCAAUUAAAGCAACUGCAAUUAUGGGGCAGGGCAGGGGAGGUGAAAUAAAGUGUUCAAGAACAAACAAACAAAGAAAUCAACACUUGGCUGGGCUUAGAAGGGGUUUGGACACAAAAAAUAAAAUUAAAAAUGCCUUUUAUAGAGGUUGGCAUUUCAGGCCAGAUUUUAAUUUAUCUGUUUUGAUCAUCACUGGCACCAUUUUGUUUUAGUAUGUUGACCAGAUAGUCAUGUCCCAAACCCUUGCAAGAGUUCUUGCCCAAGUGUGUUCCAAGAAGCUGUCAACGUUGUAUUCAGCCGCUGAGCAAAUGCAGUCUGAGCAACAGAAUCAAGGGACAAGCAGCUCAAACAAGACAAGUAGCACAUCUGUGCCCAGUCCUGUUCCAUCCAUUACCCCAGAGAGGUACAUUAUCUGUCACGACAGUGUUACUGAUUGUUUGGGCUCUGGGGUGAUAAUCUGGUGAUGCUGGGUUCAAGCCUGUUAUUCACUGGUUUUGUUCUCGGUUGCCCCAACCUCAACUCAUUGGCUGUGCUUUGUUUAUAGCCAAUUGAUCUGCCUCCUGCCAGUUGGGUUUCUAAGACUUCCUUUUGUUUACAGUGUUUCAAUUUGUUCGUAUUGGCCCUGAAAAGCUCCAUGGGGUAGUGAUGAAUUAAGUUUAUAUUACACAUCGUAGAUACACGCUAUGUUUCACCUACUCCUCAUCUUACAUGUUGAUCAAGUCAUAAUACUUUACAUGCAUAUUUUGCAUAAACAGCUUUAAUUGAAACUAAAAUUGACAGCUGUGCAUUAGUUGUCAGAGUAUUAUAAUGAUUUAAAUGCCCAACAUCUGGAAACUUUCUGCUGCUCCCAGUGUGAAGCUUUACAGUACUUGAUUACGGAGUUUAGAUCUGAACUGGCCUUCACUUGUAACACAAGAGUAUGUGCUUUUAGGGCAAAGGAAAAUCUUUUCAUUGAUUGUUGAAGCCACAAUAUUUCAUUGGUAAGAUCACAGAAAGGGUCAGAACUAGUAAAAAUGGGUGUCAUGAGGGUGAUGGUGAAAAAUGAAAGUUAAGCAUCCUUCCAAGGGGAUUGAUGCCCCAACAAGGCAGUCAUUUCUUUUGAAACUUAGAUAUAAUGCUGACUGUUUUUUUUUUGCCACCCAUCUUUUUCCUUCUUUUGGUAGUUCAUCUCUUGCUCCUGUGAAUCCUCAGUCUCUUCCUGUACUGUCACAGUACAAGACAUGUCCACAGCAUCAUGCACUUGUCCUGUCACUGAGUUCAGUUCUCCAGACGAUAGCAAUCUGCUGCCCUGGUGCUCUGAUCUGGAACUCAAUUCCAUGUGGGGCCAGUAGCAGUAGCAUAACAAGCAGUGCAAGCAACUCAACUGUAGCUAACACAGACAUGGCUGCUAAUAAACCUGCUGUGUUGGGAUCCCCACUGGACAGGCUGUCUAUUCCACCAUCUUCAAUGCCUCUUCCAUCACCUGGAAAUACUCAGGCUUCCCUGAAUUCUGAGGUUGGUAUCAAGCAAAAUGAAUGGUUACUCUCUGCUGUUUACGUUUUCCUUAAGUUUGUAACCAAAACUGAAAUACUUUUUUUGUCAACGUGUGCUAUUCAGCUGUUAUCUGUGUUGCUUGCAAGUGAGGAGGAAAUCAAGACAAGAAGUAAGGCAGUUGAGUCUCACUGGUCUCCAGAUAAAUACCAAGACAAAUCUUCAGGUGAGAAAGCAAUCUACUGAAUGUUUCUGGACUUUUAAAUAUUGCUAUUAAUAAUAAACAUACAUUUCUCCAUGCAUAAAAUUUUACAGUUUGCAGGUGUGUAAAGUUGUGGGGUAGAUGUUUUCAUGUAAUUUAGCACUGAAGUCUUAUUCCUGUAAACUAUUUAUAUGUACAAUGUACAUGUAGUGAAGUUUCUUUGGUUUAUUUCAUCACUCUGUCAUCCAGCCAUGCACAUCUAUGUUGUUGUGUUCUUGUUUCAGUUUGUGUACUUAUCGAAUUUCAUUCGUUAGUUACAACUACCAAUUACUGUAAUUAAAACUUAAGCAUCAGCUUUGUACAUUGACACUCGCGUAAAAGAUAGGAACAGCACUUAUCACUAUAACAACUGUAUAUAUGUAAAGAGUUCUGUGAAUGUCUCAAUGUUUUUUGAGUACAGUUCAUGCACUUUUGAUUAGUUUGUUCACCUGGAAUUCAUCACCUCCCCUGUGAAUUUGUUUUUCGUAACUAUGCUCACUCACUGCACACUUCUACAUCUAGUUUUUAGCUGCAGAUAGAGCUGUUGUCUACAGCCUUUAUGCAUUAUUGCUUUUAAAAGUAAAAUACUGCAAGCUCUCAAUAUCUCUUAACCUUUCUUGAGCCAUUGUAAGUUUAAUAAAACACAUGUACUGUGCAUUCAUCCUAUCAUUCACUUUUAUUGUAGACGUUUUAACUCAGUAGUACCACAUGCCUUUGAAUGUAAUGUAACAUGAUAAACUGUUCAACUGAGUAAGUCUUUAACAUGCUUAGUGAUGCUCUAACAAGUUGAUUUAAUACUUUUAUGCUUAAAAUUGCAUUUAGUCAUAGUUUGUGCUGAUUAAAUUGUCUUAAAUAUUAAGCAAGCCAUAUAAUAUGUAAAUUGAACAGACUCUUCUGGAGUUGAAAUAGAUUUUGCAUUGCAUACACAAAAUAGGCACCAUACCAUAGGAUAUACCACUGUACAACUGUACAGUGUUGUGCAGUAAUCCUCCCAGCUUUGUACUUUGUAUUAUGUUUUACAAAAAUGUCUUACAGUAUCAAAAUAAUUUUUUUCUUUAUUGAUCAUUCACGUACAUGUAACUCCAUUUUUUAAUUUCUUCCUUGAGAUAAAGUCAUUGUAAAUAUAACGUAUUUAGAUUUUUCAGAUCAGAAAGCUAAGUAGAGGAUUGUAGAUGCUAAGGAUUUCAACCAAUGUUUGUGUAUCUGAAAUUUUUACAGGGAUUUUCUCUUGAGCAGCACUUAAGGAGAGUUCAAUUUGUUUAAUUUGUUUUUAUUUUCUGUGAGAGAUCAAGAUCGAUUAAGUCGGACGAAAAACUAACCUUGCUGAUAUGAAGCGUUCUUAAGGCUUUCGAACAAAUAUGGAACUGUAUAUAACAGUUUACCUUAAUCAGGUUCUUCUCUCACACAAUUCAACUUUAAGGUGUAAUCUUUUACACCCUAGUAUCAGUCUGCAAAUCCUCCACACUGUUUCUUAUACAUUUCCUAAGGAGCUGACAAUGAGAAUUUGUGUAGUAAUCAAGAGCUUGUUUAGUUGGUGAUCAUUUCCUUUACUCUUAUGACCGUAAUCUCUGAUUCAGGGGUGAUAUUGUAAGGGAGUAACUACACCGUUCUGUAGAUGCUACGACUGUAGUUACUAUAUGGGGACUAAGGGUUGAACUUCAUUAUACAGGGCACAAUAUAUCAUCAGUCAUGCAGUUAGCAGAACUAAUCUUCGAUUCUAACACAGUGAUAGACUGAGGCAGUUAGAAAGAAUCUGAACUGAUUGUUAACCUUUGGUCUUUUGAUUCUAAGUCACAACAGGACUCUACCUGACUUCAUGCACAGUAGUAUACCUGUGGCGUUUGUCUAAAUGGACCUUGCACUUCGGUUAAUCUUUGCCCAGUGUCCUUGUACGACGAUCUUGUUUGUAUCUCUCUGUGAUGACUACAACUGUUGAGUUACUGCACAAUGAUCGCAUGUGUGGAAGAUCAUUAAUCAUUAAUCAUGUACUGGUGUCUUGGGGUUUCUGUCUCUUUUAAUUACAAAGCAGGAAAUGUUGGCUCUCGUCACACAUCUGUACUCUGAAUGAAGCACUAACUGUUCUUUUGGCAUUUACAAAAUAAUUGCAUGAUCACUUUGUAACCUGCAUGUUUGCCAUUUGGUUGAACUACAUGGCUACUUUCAUUCUAAUAGUCUUUACUUUGAAAUUACUUCCUAGAGCAUGCACAACGUUUCUUUGAGAUUUAAUUUCUUUAAACCACAUCUAUACUUAACUCUAGAAAUUUAACUCCAUUUCCUCCAGUUGCUUCAUUUAUAUAAUGGUUAAUUUUUAUUAUUCAGGCACUGCUGAACAAUAAACAAAAAAACCAGUUUCGGACAAAUUCUAAAUCUAAGUUUUUAAAUGCGAUAUAAUCUAGGCAACUGAAAAAAUGAUCAUCAUUGACAGACUACCUUUUAAUAUAAAUAUCAAUUACGAAGUUAUUUUUUGAUUACCAAAAUGUGAAUUCUAGUAAAGGCUCCUUUAUAUAAAGGCAUACAGAAUAAAUGAAUGCAUAAAAGAUAUUUUUUUUGAUACACCUAUAGCUUUUUGUAUAAAGACUAUCAUAAUAGCUGAAAUUAUGACUCAAUUAUAAUAUUAAGAUACACCUUUGAAGAAAGAGUUUAACAAGUUUUUGCGUGGGUCAUUAUUAGGUUGGACUUUAAAAAGAAUGACAAUUUCCUUUUUUUUUUGAGCAAUCGUGAACAUGGCUGUGUUCAAAUUAACAUGAAUGUACAAUUACUUAUUUUUUUUCCCUUUUUAUGGAGGAGUUUGUGUUUCAUUUUGAGACCUUGAAAUUAUUUAAAAUAAAAUUUUUGAACCAAAGACUAAAAUCAACAACAACACAUAUAAACACGUAAUAAUGUUUUGUUUAAAUUUCCUCGCACGUAUUUAAUGCAUGCACUCAUUGCUGUCAAGUAUCAGAAACCUGUGAAUACCUUAACGUCUUUGGAAAUGUCUAAAGUUAAAUUAUCGAGGCCCAGUUGUUCAAAGAGCAUGUAGCGCUAUCCAACAGAUACAAUGUACAUCGCCAUCCAGCGGAUAUGUGUCAGCAAAACGUACUGCGCUAUUCAUCCACCAUUCGAACAAACGGGGCCCGGUGUUUGGUUAUCUGGUUUAUGAUUGGCACAGACAUCUCUGGAAAAUAUCAAUUCGCAAGAUUUUUUUGGUGUUCAUGGUUUUCUGAGCUUGUCAGAAGUAUAUGUAAUUUUAGCAUAACGCUAUAAGUGGUCUUUCUCAAAUGCUAUCAUCUGACUGGCUGCGCUGCGCCGCUUGCUGUCUGAACUGUGAUAAACAUUGAAUGGUUUGUGAGUAGUUAAAGUCUAUCACCAUCUGCGUCAUAUGUCACGCAUAGAAAUCUCGACCCAUUAUCGAAUUGUCUUAGUUUAUAUCUGCUAUUAGGUCAAAAUUUAACAACAAGUCAGGCUUGUGUUUUGAUUUUAUUUCGUCAUCAACUGCACACUGUGAGCCUACUCACCAAACUCGCUGUCUAUGCGAGUAGCGUAGCAAAUCAGAUUGCAGAAUUUGUGGUAGAAUGCUUAUAGUGGAAUGCUAAUUGUAAAUUAAAACACUAAACCCUCUUCAUCCACAGCUCAAUACUACACGGCUAAUUCUCUUUAUUUAUUUUAGCCCUCUCUAUUUCAGUUUUAGCUGUGAAGAGAGUGCUCAACACUUUGGAAAUCCUUGACCGCUACAACUUCAACAGAGCAGAUUCAACAAGUUCCAUUGACUCACUUUACAGCAAGAUUUUUGCUGAUUCAAUUAAAACGGGAGGACAGGUACGUGUUAACGCUUAAGAAUUUUUCACUUUUGUAGACGUAAAAGGGGAAGCAGUGGCCAGACAGAUAAGGCAGAUAAGGUGCUGGUCUCCAAGGCGAGAGAUCCGGGUUCGAAAAUUGGCCAAGUUGCCAUGUUGUGUUCUUGGGCAGAGCAAUUUUCCGAAACGAUUUCCCUGAAAAAUGCAAGAAUUUUUUUCUAGUGUUGCUGGCUAUAUUUAUGUAAAUACACAUUAUUCUUAGUGUCCUAUUACCCAUGCUAUUGGUUUCUCUCUGUUUUUUUUACGUUAGGCAUCUGCUACUGAUGAGGCAAUAGCGCUUCUGUUGUUUGAAUGGGCCGUCAGUAAAUACCGAGUGGGGAAAUUCCGUGCUUUAGCUGUAGCCAAAAUAUUGCAAAGAAGACAAACUGAGAUCCUGGAGGAGGUAAGAUGCGUACAGCCUACAGUGCAAAUUUUAAUGUUGUUGGAAAGUUUUCAAGCACGCUGUUGCAUAGUACAUAAUUUACUCAAUUUUGAGAUCCAUCAGAUAUUUCCCUCGCUCGCGAAAUCAGAAAUAUCCAAUUCAUUUCCUAGAUUAGUUCGCAGAAUGGGUAUCUUUGCUUAGCUCGGCUGACGGCAGUCCUGUCGUAAGUGACGACAGCUUCCGGUUUUCAAGGUAUACGUCUGAUAUGACGAAAACCUUCGAUUUAAGAUUCGAAUCAAAUGGAAGAGCAUACAUUUAGACUGUUGUUAAAGAUGAGGAGAGAAACCUGAAAGAAAACAAAGUUACUUGCUUUUGACUGGUAGUACGUUCUUUGCCAGAGAAAAAAAAAAAGAUCGAGCGAGACUAAGAACCACCGUUUCUCGGUGUACUUAAAGGAACAACGAAAACGAUAACACUAGUUCCGUUUCUUUUGGUAGAGAGAAAGUUCUCAAGAACAAGGAGAGGAAGGAACUUCAUCAAACGCGGUGACUACUGCUGCGAGCACAGUGCCACCUUUCCAAAAGGUGUUGAUGAAUUUUCUGGACAAUUACGCUCCCGUAGUCGGUAAGUAUUUAUGUGGACCACUGUUUGUCUUUCUGUCAAUCCUCUGGUUUGGGGGUGUGGUUUGUUUGAGUAUAAAGUGCUUUCAAAAAGGGAAGGGUAAUAUGAAUAAUACGCUAAACGUAACCUUCACUUCUGGCCGAAAGCCAUUAGAACUCUUCUUUUUGCAGCUAAGCUAGCUUCGUUGUCCCAUUUCCUCCUUUUCCCUAAGGAUUUCCUCUAUUUUUCCUUCUUGUCUCUUCUCUUGACUUCUUUUAUUUCUUUUUUCUUUCUGGUCCCCUAAUUUCCUUCCUUUCUUUUCCCUUCCUGUCUUUCGUUUUUCUCUCUUUUCUUCCAUGUGUCUCUAAAAAUCCUCAAUCCGCCUAUUUCCAAAAUAGAGUAGAAUCCCGCCUUCUUAUACACGGUUUUUUAUUGUACCAAGUUGGUUGUAAUGACUUUGCUCCAUUGUUUUUCAGAUGGUGGUUACCAACACAACAAGACACAUCCAAGUUUUGCACAGUUGACCCUCCUGUUUGGCGAACUCAUCAGAAAUGAAGUGUUCUCGCACAACUCUUACAUGUGUACCCUCAUAUCAAGGGGGGACCUUCAACCCACUCCACCUGUUUCCAUCCCCUCUCCCCCAAGACCAGUCAUACAAAGCAUUGAACACCCCCCUGAAGCAGAUCCGAUGGGCAUUGAAGAGUGUGUACAAGAGGGUGAUGCUCAAGGGGGAAUAGACAUCCAUGGUCUGGUGAGUUGCUUUUUCAUUAUUACACCUUUCACAUAUACCUGCCCCUUGACCGAUAUUUCCCUUUCGCAAAGGGGUGAUCAUGGCAGGGGAAUUCGGACCCCCUCGAUAAAAGGCCCCCUCCUAUUUUCCGUGUUAACUCACCCUCUAAGCAUUUUCCCUGAGUACAAACCUAUUUUUGAAAACCUCAGAAGAUUUAGGGAGAGAAGUAGUCCAUUUUAAUCCAUUACUUUUUUUUUGUCAAUUGGAUCUCAAACUUUGCAAAUCUCGAUCUUAAAUGUGAACACUACAAAAGAAAAAUAGCCCAGUAAUUAUAAAAAUGCCCAAUAAUUACAAGCAACCGUGAGCGAUAUCCACUAAUUUUGUUUGUUACCCAUCUCCACAGACCUGCCAAGAAGAUCUUGGCCGUAAAGACAGCAGCAGUGACAGUGAGUUGAAGAUGUCUCAGCACCUUCUAGAUCAGGAGCUGCUGGUACAUCAAAACAGACUCAUACAACUUCUUGACCAAGGCGAUAAUGAAAUUUUUGCAGAUCAGGAAACCCCGAUACUAACUGCUGACCUUUCAGGUAAGAUUUUAUCAACAAUUCUCUGAAUUAAAUUAUUGGAAAACUGAGGUGGUUCUACCCCUCCUAGUAAAUGUUUAUCUCUGUAGAUAGGUGAAUCUUGAAAUGUUUACAAUGAUUCAAAAUGGGGGCCACUGAAAUCGGUCUCACAUUAUGUGCACAUUUAAGUUUGAUUAAGGCUUUUAAUUAAGUCUUUUGCUGCUAUGGUAACCCAGUAUGUCAAAAAAUUACCUCAACUUGUGGAUAAAAAAAUGGGCAUUUAGGGGCGUUAUAUCUCAGUUAUUUUACAAUUUAAUUUUCACUCUAGCGCGACAGACAUUUGCAUAUAAAUUUGUAUUGAUAUUAACUUAAUUUUUAAAUGGUUGAUUUUUGUUUUGGUUUUUGUUCUUAUUUUUAACCAGCUGUCGCAAAUAACACAAAACUUGAGCCAGGCCUGGCAAAUCCGUCCUCUUUGACCGCUGACCAAAGAGACAACUCACUCAUGGAUUCAACUUGCACUCUUCCCAAAAAGUCGCAGCAUGCACAGUACGCCCAGCAUUUUCCCAUUCCUGCUGAGAAUGUCACAGCACACGAGAGUAACCAGCGGCUUAUCUUGUUGUACGGAGUGGGUAAGGCGAGAAGCCAGGCAAUAGCUACAACCAAAGAAGUGAUGAAGGCGCUCUGUGCCAUGCUGAAUGAUCUGGGGAAGGUGGACGAUUCUGGGCUCUGUACUGAUCAAGGGCAGAGCAAUGAAUAUUUGGUUUUGAAGCGAGAAAGAGAUGAAAAAAGAGCCGUGCUCUACAGGUUAGUGUGAGAUCAAUACUUGUGUUAUAAUACUUCGCGUAAGAAGCUGAGUUAUACACGCGUUUUGAUUAGUUAUUAUAUAUGAUCCAGUGGGGAACGAACGCAUAGAUGACAUCACCAGCAACAAAUUGUUAACACUAAAUUACCUGUUAUACUCUCCCACCGACGUAGCACCACAGUUUUUUUAGAAACUUACCCCUUUAUUAAGAAACAACUGUUUUGUAUCCAGUACUCCAUAAGUUAGUGUAAGAACUGCUCACAUGUCAGUUCACUUCAUAUCACGUUGCUUGGAGUAAAUCAUAAAGGAGGAUUGAUUCAAGAAAGAAACUCUUAAUGGAAUAAAUAAUGCGUUUAUCUGACAAACCCUUUGGAAAAUAGCAACACAGCAUUGUUCCGUAACGUUGUCAGUGCAAAAUAUUACACGCGGUUUGACCACCUCAGCAAUUUUAUCUUACACUCGUUUUCUUCUUCACCAACUACUAUCAGUUUCCAUAUGUUUGUUUUGUUUGAUCGUUUUUCCUUCAGCAAAUUUUCAAACCUCACGUGCUUUGACCAGUACUUAGCCGUUGCGAAGUGCACCAACAUUCUUCGCGACCAGAAAGCCAAACAACCCAAGAUAUUUGGUUUAGUAAUGCCCACACCGACACUGAGCCAACUUGAAUUCCUGUACGACUUGUUCGAACUUUCUGGUGAUGUUCAUGGACUUCUUGACUUUGUUGCGUACCUGCUUAUGCCAAGUGAAGAAGAUAUAUCAACCACGCAAUUACCACAAGUUAAAACAGUCGUUGGGACAUUACCAACUAAGUCAGUUGUGGUAGUCGCGAUGCUUCGCAAAUAUCACGCCUGUCUAAUGUUGCUCCCCGAACACACAACAAGGAUUUUCAGAGGGUGAGAUUUUCCUUUUUGAGUCUUUGCUCAGACAGAUAUCAAUUAGAGGAGGUGGAAAUGAACAAGUCUGUUGUCUUUUGAAGUUAUUCGAGUGUUUAUAACGUAGGAGUGAUGUCACACCAUCUAAGUGGGAUACUACAAAAUACGCUGACUUCAUUGCUUGUUAGAGGGUGGAAACUUUAUUUACCUUCGGAUUUUUAUAGAUAACUUGGAUUAAGGGGAGCUUCUCUCCCCAGAGCCAAUUCGGAAGCGAGCAUGGCACUUAGUGAGAGCGCUCACCUCCCGCCACUGUGGCCUGGGUUCAACUCCCAGAUUUGGCGUCACAUGUGGGUUGAACGUGUGGUUCAUUCUCUAGCUUACUCCAAGAGUUUUUUUCCGGGUUCUCCUUUCACAAAAUAUUAUAUUGAGGCGCUUCUCUUGUGAAAAAUCCGUAAGACUUAGAUAUAAGGGCGUCUUCAAUGGUAAAAUGGAUAAUGAACUGUGGUAGAUGAGCCUAUAAAAAGUCUCCGAGAUAAACCAACCACCUGUAUUUAAAUAAUUUCCAUAAUAAUUAAUUUUUAUGAAACGAGCGGCUAGCUUUAAAUUUACCCAUUUGAAGUUUUUCGGUGGCUGUUUUAAAAAAUGAAUUUUGAUUCCAGGCUCCUUGCUGCCGUGGAGAACAUCGCUUACCCAGGUAUUUGCUCGUCGCCUGAAAGAUGCAUUCUGGGACUGCUUUUCGACCUUUACUCAUCUUGUGCCCAUCUCAGGGUAAGUUGGCGAUAAAAAGAACCACCGAGUUCUAUGGCGAAAAAGUCAAUGUUCAGAUUGUGGCGUACUUGACCACAAAAACAGUCGAACUGAUAAAUGUCUCGCUCUUGGAGCCUUUAUAAAAUUUAGAAAUGUUGAAACAAUAUGUUGGUCAUGUAACUUACACUGAUCCGUUAAGUUGUUCAUGAAAACAGCUCAAGUGUUAUGUUACUUCACGUGGAUUGCCAGGUAUUCUUAUUUCUACAGCUAUUCAUGAGUACCGCAGGCGAAAAGUAAAGGUUGUCUUAUACCUCCUUAGAGUUCCUAAGUGAACCCUCUGCUUUUUCAUUUAUUCUAACAGCCUCAUUGUUGUUUAUUUUUAAUUAACGAGUAUUAGUUUGACUGUAAACUUAUGAAUAUCAUGUAUGUGAGCUGCGCAUUAAUAUAUGAAUAUUUAAUUUAAUUUUAUUUAUUUAUUUACUUCUAUAGCGCCCUUUAACAUUUAUAUGAUCAAAGGCGCUUUACAAUUAGUGUCUCUUCCACCCAUCCCACCCCAGGGGAGGACAUCCACCACACAGUAAUCUCGUGCGUGGGAAAUUAACGUCUCCUACCCCAACCCUGCAGGAGACGGGGCCUACGGUUUUACGUCCUAUCCGAGAAGUGAGAGAAAUCCGAGAAUAUGAGAGUGAUCUUCAUAGUAAGGAACACUACUUAAGCAGAAGUGAAAAUAAAUCCUUAAAGAAUUUAGGCCUAUACGGAAGUUGGAGAUCAUUCUCAUAUUCAUCGAGUAUCUAUUUGACGUCUAACUUUUAUCCUAUACUUUUUUGCAGUCAAAGUAUGCGGAUAUUUUCAGCACUGCUUUCACUAAGAUCAAGCAAGCAGUGUGUUCGAGCACCACUCCAUCAGCUUGCACUGAACCGUACGAACCAAAGUUUAUGGCAGAGUACUUCCAGAACCCAAGGUAACCAAGGGCGGGGCAAGGAGGGAAUCCUGUGGUGUACUGUAUAUCCCUCCUUUGUUCCUUUGUUAAGGAAAUUACUGAUCAUUAUUUUGUAAAAUGAAAAGUAACUUGACGUUCCCUCAAUUACUACGAAGGCGCUACUUUACACACCUCCCCCCCUCCAAGUAAAAUAAAAUAGUUCCUUUCCCCAUCGUAACAUAAGGGACCAGUCAUUUUUUAUCGCCAAUGGGAUAAACUUUAGAAUGGUUCCCCCUUAAACCUGUGCAGUUCAAGUGAUUGAUAGUCACUCUUAACUGAAAUUCAAUUUGAACGUCUCAGGACCAAGAGGCUCGAUGGCAUCUGGGAUUAUCUUCUGAAUCACGAGAAACCAUGUGAUGUUUACAGCUUUGUGUGUAAUGCCAUGAUGAAUGUGUGCAACUGUCAGAAUAGCGAAAGGUAAUGUUAUAAAAGGUUAGGCCAGUAACAGGUAGGAACCGAAAAGAAUUUGAAAAAAAAGAACGACAUUUUGAGCUCACACGCUUCACCGGUACUCCAAAACAGGCGCAACAAGCUCGGCUCUUCGUAUGAGCGGGAGAACAGGUUGUUUUAAAGAAAAUUUAAAGCUUUAAGCAAACGUGAAAACGGCUUUUCAACCGUAUCCAAAUCUAAUUUGGUUUCAUCAACUGCGUUGAUAACGGUCGCAUUUAGUUCUUAAACUGUCCAUGAACAGCUCUUUCGUUAUGUGUUUCCCCUUUUUUUCCGUUCCUGGAAUAAAAAUACCUGCGGUAUUAGUAUACGCUCCUAGUCCAGAGUGCUAGCUUCAUUAUAUAAUACUAUUACUGAACUUUAUAUCCACAGAUUGUACGACAUCGGUGUUCUGUGUGCAGAGGUAACUGCCCAUCAUGACAAGCUCAGUUCACAAUGGCUUGGCGUUCUCAGAGCACUGUGUUGCUCUUCAAACAGCUCUUCGGGCUUUGUGGAUUUGCUUUUGGAAGUAGAUGUAAGUAUAGCGGCAAGCUCAAAACCAAUUACUCUAGGCAAACGCUAAGGAUUACUAACUGCCUUGAUUUUUGGGGGGAAAACCUGCAAGACUAAAAUCGGCAUUUUUCUUAGUGAAACCAUAAGGUUUUUACAUAAUAGUCCAGAUUACAGCAGUGUGCUUUGUUUUGAUCAUUUGUUUUAAUCAUUUGAUCGAGAUGAUUUUGCUAUGAGAAACGAAAAUUAGUGAACAUGGUGACGUAAAAGAGCACAUUUUAAUUGAUUAGUAUAAAACCAAAACCAAUGUAUUCAAAAUGGCCAAUCAGAAUGAAGGAAGAUAUCCUAACGAGCCGAUUUAACAUCUAAUUGGUUGAGGGGGGUGACUUGAGUAUUCUGGACCAAUCACUGAGCGAAGUAAGGUAAAACCAAUGCAACCCCAAGAAAAAGUAGUUACCUUAAGCCAGCAACUUUAGUAGCUGAAGACUUCUCUCGCGAUCUUGCUUACAGGUCGGGGAUUUAUCAAUUCAUGAGUCCGUCGCCACAUUUACAGCUUUACUAAUAGCCAGAAGUUGCUUUUCAUUGGAAGAUGUCAUCUAUCACGUGGCGUUACCCUCACUUCUUGCCGCCCUUCCGUCAGGUGAGAAAUUUAACGCACUUCAUUUUUCAGUUCUUUUAUACUCUGAAGGAUUUGAUCGUAGGAAGCAGAGGAGUUGUUUUCGACCGUAGUUAGUUAGCUAUUUCCAUCAUGCCAUUACAGCGUCACUCGGUCUUGCUGAUUUAUCGUCGGUUUAUGCGAUCUUGUUACACAUCUGUUGACUUUCUCUCUGCAUGAAGAAAACUGUACAAUGUAAUGUUACUCUCGGUGGUUCGCGCCUCGCACGGAAAGCCUCGCUUACCGAACUUUCUUCCCACGGAAAAGUUCGCUUACCGACAAUUGCCGCAGUACAUAGGAUUUCAACAAACGAGUGGUGUGAUAGCAUGUAUUGACGGUCAAUCAAUCAAGUAUCUCCCCGUAGUAAUGUAUUUUUGUCAGUUAAAACACCAUAUUGCGAAUUAUGUUAUGUAUGUUUCCACUGUGGUGGAAAUCAUUGUCAAGGUGAACUGAAAGUCGUUUGUCACUCGUCACUCGAAGUGAUUUUGAUAUGACUUUUUUUUACUCUGUUGUAUUUUUAGGUGUGGAGAACCAAGAAGCGGAGCCUGGUGCGAGGCUGACAUGUCACCUGUUAUUGAGGCUUCUUGACGAGUCCACUGACGUCAUGUCACAUGACCACUCGUCGGCGUUAAAGUUUCCCUUUAAAUCAUCUCACGACCAUCACCUACUGUCUGCUGCGCAUGACAGUAUUCGAAUUGGCCCUGUUCUAGCAGCGUUGAAGGCCAUGCUCAAGCUGUCGGAAGCUGGUAUGUUGUACUGUUCGAGGUCUAGUUCGGUAUGUUCGUUCUGUUCUAGAUCCUCGGUCAUUGUACAUGUAAACGAGCGAAAUAGCGAGCGCGCAAUGUUAUGUUUUCAUGACAACCUUUUUUUUCGCCUUUAUGCUCUUUCUUUUGUGUUCUCUGAGCGAAAUCAUGGGCGUAAAUCUCAGCUGGAAUAUUACUUAAGACUAUAAAUUCUGAUCGUACUCUUGAACUGAGAGCUUGGUCAUGUCGAUGGUCAACGAACAAGAAAAACCACUUAUCAAUUAAUUUUUUUUUUUUUCAAUUCAGGCAAAGCAGGAGACAGUGGUUCUACCAGCACUAGUGAUACCACUCGAGAUGACUCCUUCCGAAGUUUGUUCUCUAAUAGAUUGGACGACUUCAUGGAUAGCACGUCUAGCACUGGGGACAUUUUUCCUCCACCACUGGCCUCGAGCAGAUCAGGUGGGCUGAAAACUGCUUUGCUAGGUAGCGUAGUUGCGGAUCUAAUUCCUCCACCUUGUCAUUUGGAGGACGCAGGGGCCCACUUAUGAAAGCACUGGACUCUGAAGACUAGGUUCACACCGUGGCCGGGCCAAUAUGUUAUGUUCUUGGGAAAGACAAUUCUCCCUCACAGUGUCUCUCUUUACACGGGAGUAUGAAUCGUCAGAGAAACUUGACGUAAUGCUAGAUGGUUACUUGCGAUGGGUUAACGUGCCAUUAGGGAAGCGGGAAACACAUUAAGUCACUUAAAACUGCUGGAACUUGAACCGGAACAACCAAUUUUUUUGUGCCUCCCUCCCUCUCUUGCUAUCUCCCCACUUGAUCCCCUUGAAUCCCUAGAAAUGAAUGCUCCUAGAAGGCCUACAAGAGCGUUUGCUGUAAAUCCUAAUUUGAAUCAAUUCUUGUAGCAAUGGAGACUUCGAACAUCAGUGUGUUCGCUGGUUUUGCGUUGCAAGUGAUUUGCCGUCAGGAAUGGGUGAGAGAAAGAUGCCUUCAAGAUCCACAAAUACUCUGCUCACCCGAGCAUUUACUUGAUCCAGCAAUAUCUCCCAACCAGGUAUUCACCGGCUCUGUGAUAAUUAUCUAUAGUGACAAUCACGAUAUUAUUUUCACGAUGUUUUGUGUGUUCCUCUUGUUGUUUAAUCCUCUAGAGAAUAGACCUCUUAAGCAUGUAAGUUUAUUUCCCAGUUUAGGUCAUGUGAUGAUACUGGAGAGAACUUUUUCGUUAAAUUUCGUCAUUUUCACGUACACUUGAACGCAUCAUUUACAAAAGAUAGAGGUGAAAUUCCUUUGAGACCUUCAUUGGGAAAACAAAAGAGACAAGCCAAAGAGGGUUAGGUACCCCAGAACAACCUAUUGGAACGUUGCGCAGACCGUGCGCUGCUUAAAAUCUUUCACGAAUAUUACAUGCCUUUUUGUGCAGGUUCUAUCGUUGUUCAUGUUGUUGAUCACUUUCUCGCAGGCGAGGAAAUUGCUGCAUUUGAUUUGUUAUCCUGCUGGUGUCCCGUCAUCCAUUGGGGCCUUAUUGCUAAUAGUAAUGAUAUGGAGACAAUGCAUGAGGCUGCAAGCAGGAUACUGCAGGUCAGUGGUUUUUUUUAAUGAUAACCUUUGGUAUUUAACGAUUACAGAAGCAACCGUAGCUAAUAUUUUAUGGGAGUUCUUAGUGUACUGAACCAUUUGCUUCUGUUUUUUUUUCUCUACUUGUUUGCAGAACUUGGAUCAGUGGUCUUUGAGGAAAUCUUGGUUGGAGUUACAGCUUAUGAUCAAACAGGUUUCCAAAGAGGUAUCCCGCAAUUCAUCUUUUCUUUCACGUAUUGUUUGGGCGAGGAAAAGUAAUUCAAUUGACUUGAUUUUUGUCGUAGGAAACCGGACCUCUACUAGAUGCAGUCGCUACAAGCGCAAUGAGUGUCUUCGUCCAGCGGCAUGACACCACUCCGCUAGCAACAGCCCAUAGCAACCAAAAGUCUGUGGUAGUAAAAGGACCAGAAUGGCUAGUUGCUCCUUUAAUCUCUAAAUUGUCUAACUCGGUACAAGGCCGACUCCUGAAGGCUGCUGGUGAAGUACUGGACACCAAACAAUGGUGGAAGGAACAUUCGGCAAAGUCUUCUGUGUAAGAUAAAUUCUUUUACUGUGUAAUAUACCCAUAAUUAGGGAAGAUAUGUAACUUUCUCUUUCAGCUUUGAAAUGGCUUGAUGUCAUCAGUUUGUGAUUUUUUUGGCAAAGAAGUGAUGACAAUAUAAAUGAAAUAAGAGACUGAAAAAUUACUUUCAAACCAAAAUUUGAAGCGAUCAUCUUUUUCGAAUCUGUUUAUUUUCCCGAACUGUUUGUUUGAUCUUGUCUGUGGCUCUAGGGAAAAAUUGUGAAAAGGUAUUUCGUUUCUAGAGUAAUGGUGGUGCUGCGUCGGUGUGGGGUAUAACAUGAUAAUUUGGUUUUACCAACUGAGUUAAUGUAAAUUGGCUAUCGUAAAGAGUUUCUAAAGCUGACUGACUAAGGGCUUACGCUCGAAACAUCAGCUCUAGAAACUCUUAGGAGCCAUAUUGGAAAACUCUCAGCAAUCUCCUCUGAUGCAACACCAUUCUUUAGCGAAGUGUCACUGCCACUAGAAUUCUUGUUUCAAUUAUCGCUUAUUUUUCCCUUAUUUUCUUUUGUGUCCUGCUAGACCAACUUUAGUUCACACGCAGCCUUUCCUGUCUCUGGUGCUCGCAUGUCUCAAGGGGCAAGAGGACCAGCGGGAAGGACUUCUGGCUUCCAUACAGCGGCAGUUGGCUCACUUACUGCAAUCCUCAGUUGAGGUUUGUGUGUUCCCCUCUGUCUGUUAUAGAUGAUUUCCAGUCUGAGCUGAACAGCCUCCUUACUUAAUGUUUGUGAGCCUCAAGCAUGAAUUUUAAGAAGUUUCGCGGCAAGGAAAAAAGUGGCGGGCGCCAGUCUACUUAACUCGCCGCUGCGUUCUCGCCAAACUCAGUCGGAGAAGAACUCUAUGUGUAAAAGGAAUUUCUAGAAAAUUAAUUUACUCGGUUAUCAUCAUCGUCGGCGUAAUUUUUUUUUGCACGUGAAAUCAUUGAAAAUUGUCAACAAAACCUGGCGUCUUCGUAAUUCCUCAUAGGAAUAAUAUGAUGGCACUAGUAUAAGAAACUUGAUGAAUUUUGGAGCCUGCUGAUGAGUUAGGCAGAUGGUUUUUUUUUUCUUCUUGUCACGAGCGUGGAACAAAGAAAAGAUCCUGAGUUCUCAGGUGGAAUCCAGCCUUUGGUUUCGACCCAGACCCUCCUACUGGAUCGCGAAUCCGAAGCUCUGAGGUUCGAUUCUGAAAACGGGACUUUUUCUCUUGUAUCACGCUCGUGACAAGAUGGAAAAAUAACAUCCUUCUUCAUAGUAUGCCUCACUUGCUUUGAAAUUUUGAAAAUAGUUAUUUCAAGAAUUGAAUGUUUCUCGCAUUCGUGUCACCUGUAGAGUUAUGUUUCUCAGCCAACAGCUAGAUUUUUUAAAAAAAUCGUAUGACAAGUAGAUCUUGAUAUGGAAACAGAUUUCUCCUUUAACUUCCGUAUUUGAGUACGAACGCGUUAACAUUUUACCUUAAUCAAUAAAACACUUAGUAUGCUUUUUUGUUGUUAUUUUUUGCACUGUAGGAGAGAUGCCCCACCGAUUUAAAGAGCAAAGAAGUCCUCCAAGAGGCCUUGCACUUGAGGAUUAGCCUGGUGAGUCCUUUGCUUGCCCUGCUUUUGUCAGUUUUGAAGUAUUUAAGUAUUUAUGAUGAAGAAUCUUCUCAACGUAUUUAUUCAAUCGAGUGCCCCGGGCGGUUAUUCAAAUAUUUGACAUUGAGAGCGGGUGCUUUUGCGAGACUUGGGUGCUCAUUCGAUUUCACCCUUUUUCACCCUUUCUUCCCUUCCCCCCCCCCCCCCUUCUCCACCCUCAGUAGGCAGUAAGUUCAAUUUGCAACAAAACAAUAGAUAACAAAAAAUCGUUAAGAUAAACUGUUGAUGGUGAAUGUCGAGAUUGUAAGCCAGUAAAGAAACAGCCUUUUUUUUUUUCUAAAAUGUGGGUGCUUAGUAACUUUUCGUACCCAUAGAGUGGGCGCUUAUUCGAGGUCGGGUUACUUGAGUUCUUAAGUGCCCAUGCCAAGAUUACAAUCAGUAUACAUGCAACCGAUAAAUUCGCGCUCAACCGUCAAAGUUGUUUGCCAAUCUGGGACGAGACAUCUUUUUGGGUUUAUAUUAAGACUGCUUAUCCACUUUGUAAGGAUGUCUGACUUGUCCUAUUUUUCUUGGUUCUUCAUGAACAGCUUGGUGCCAUGUUUGACACGAUUCAACGCAGCAGUCAACUAUCUAGUGAUUGGGCUACACUUUUGUUCCAACUCGUCAGCUCCGGUACAAUCACUGCUGACUCACUGCCUUCGAAAAAGUAUGUUAUUUAGUAAUUUUUCUUUGUUUUUUUUCCCCUGUGUGUUGUUACUGUUGCUGUUGUUGUUUUUGUUUUUGUUUUCCUUUGGGUAGAAAUAACGCCAGGCACUCUUUUAAUGUAGGCAGGAAUCGAUUUUAUCUCAAAAGAUUAAUUCAUAUUCACAGAUAUUCUUAUUCUGCAAUAGAUGAUUCCUCAAUUCUAAAUACAAAAUCGUAGACACGCUCGAAAACUGUAAUCGCCUUCGAUACGAUAAGACAAAGGUUUUGUGAAAUUGCAAAGUUGCGAAAGAUGAUGAAGAUAUGAUCAAAUUUACAGUUUUUCAAUCUGGAAAGCACUCAAUUGUGUCCGAUAACAGUAACUGUGGAAAUUAUUCUUUUUCAUAAAAGAGCAGUUAAGCUUCACCUGGAAUAUAUCUUUUGUAGCAUUUUGCUAAAAUGACUGUUUUAAAGUCUUUUUAGCAAAGUUUUUUUUAUAAGUUUUUUAAUUCAAAUUGCUCGUUGUCGAGCUCGUCGUGGAUUGUACAAGUCUCUCGACCCUUUGCACCACAAUAUAGAAUGCAUAUUUUCCAGACUGUUCUCUGAACAUUUUCUAAGAUGCUCACAAGAAGAAUUUCUAUAAGUUACUAGGUGAUCGUUUCCUUUAUUCUCAUGACCUUAAUGUUUGAUUUAAGAUGACAUUAUCAGGAGAAAUUAGAUAUCAGUCACUCGCAGGGGUUAAAUGUUUGACUCACUUUGCAACAAACUUAUCUGUCAUCCAUCUCUGCUGACUUCGUUUUAGGGAGUUAUUGACAAAUGUUCUGGAUAUGGUGUCAGUUCUGAUUAGUGUUGUUUCUAACACGGAGUCGCCACACGGACAGUCUGCUGAAGAAAGCCGGAAAGCAGCUUUUACACUCUUCAAGAAGCUCAAGGUAUAAAUGUCUACUUUUACAAAAGCUCAGACCUCACGUGCAAAGUCUGUAGGGUAGGGGGGACCGGAGAAAGAUUGUAAUCACACCCUACUCCUUAUGAUUAAUUUGACUCGGGGAAAGAACUGAACUACUUCUUACCUUCCUUUCACUGACACUGAUAGUGUGAGAGUGCAAAAGUUGAAAAUCACUGAAGGUCAUUUUGGUUACGCUCUGUAAGUGUGAUUUUGGUGUAACGUUGUUCCAUUAACGUAGGUUCUUGUCUUCCCGUGAAGGAAGAAGUUGCUGAGUAUAAUUUUCUUCCUUUUAGACCUUAUUCGCCCUAUUGUUUUGUUCUCCUAUGGCAUGUGAUGUGGCGGUUCUCGAGGGAGUAUUUGGUUUUAAGUUGGUCAAACGCACGGUUCUAAGCUCUUUUGAUUUUCACAAAAGCAAAGCAUUGAGGCUGAGGCAAGCUUUGCAAAGAGUAGUGGCGACAAAUCUUUACGAAAACCUGUUCAGUGCACCAAACAUUUCUUUGCUACACGAUCGGGAACUAAUGAGGGGCAAGACCUUUUUUACGAUAAGAUGAUUUUCCAGCUGCGAUCAGUCGCCCGAAUUCAAAUCAGAUUGAACUUAUGCCACUGAUCACAGCUAAAAAUAUAAUCACAAAAAUUCUUCGUUAUCCAUGUCACACGAGGAGGAGUUUUUUUUCUAUUUUUCCUCACUCUAUAACGGAGUGACUUGUUUGGAAGUAGUAUACAAGGAACGGUUUGUAGCAAGGUGCUGUCGCUGUGAAUAUGUCCCGCCCCUUAAGGAUUUUACGUGCGCUCCGAUGGAUAAUUAGUUUACGGUGCACGUGAGGACUUAGCUAGAACAUUUCUGUUGCAUUUCGGCAAAGGAAAAGUUUGCUCUUAGACAUUUUGCUUGUCAGCUGCUUGUUCGUUUGAUUAGGUAAUUGAUUGACGCUAUAUUUUUGGUUAUUUUCAGCGGGAACUUGCUGGAAAAAGUCCCAUUGACAUCAUGCAGCAGUGUAAACAGCUUCUACCCCUCCCCUCCCUUUCACACAAUGUGUUCACUGUUUCACCUGUCAAAGACACACCCGCGAAUCCUGGGCAGACUGCAGACAAAGCUCUCACAGGAGGACCAAGCACCAGCCAG
Molecule: messenger RNA, 25104 nt
Organism: Pocillopora meandrina
Lineage: Eukaryota; Metazoa; Cnidaria; Anthozoa; Scleractinia; Pocilloporidae
Source: the annotation of a GenBank genome assembly